Messenger RNA from Amyelois transitella, 1983 nucleotides. Its product is annotated as NKAP family protein CG6066. Gene Ontology annotation, cellular component: nucleus. The transcript is spliced from 5 exons. Gene Ontology annotation, molecular function: chromatin binding. Bases 117 to 1100 code for a protein of 327 amino acids. Gene Ontology annotation, biological process: regulation of gene expression. The record is from RefSeq and is a predicted model, not a curated record. Lineage: Eukaryota; Metazoa; Arthropoda; Insecta; Lepidoptera; Pyralidae.
UUCUGUGAAGUUCUGUGUGUGGUGUUUCUGUAUUUUUUGUUAUUAUGAUUAAUUAAAUAUAUUGGUUAUUUUAUUCAGAAGUGAACAAAUAAACUACUCAGCCAAAACACACAAUCAUGGGCGGAGACCGUGAUCGCAGUCGUCGUCGCAGCACGGAUCGACAUCGGAGCCCUAACGACAGGCACAGAAGUCGGGAGCGGCGGGAUAGAAGCCGAGACCGGGAGAGGCACAGGGAACGGCCGCAUGGCGACAGAGACCGCGGCCGCAGCACCUACAGGGAAGACCACGGAGGCGGGUUAGGUGGAGGUGGUGGAGGCCCUGGGCCGCGAGGUCGGUACAAACCUCAAGAGGAGGAGUUUCUGGACGCGCGGCGGGAGCAACGGGAGAAGAUCGGACAAAUUGGAGUUUCUUCUGUGUGGGGCAAGUCGCCUCUGAGAGCAGACUCUGAAGAAGAAAUAUCACAACCACAAAAAGACACAAGUAAAAAGGAGAAGAAAAAGAGUAAAAAAUCCAAAGACAAAGAGGACACGAAACAGAAAUUAAAGAAAUUAAAAAAGAAACUGAAAAAAGUGAAGAAAGCUCGAAAGAAAGCAAAGAAGAAGAAAUCAAAGAGUUCCAGUGAUGACGACAGCAGUUCCAGCGAGGAGGAGGUGUGGGUGGAGAAAGGAAAAGAACAAGAAGUGGCGGAAGCCCAAAGCAAGCGGCAGAAUGCAGACUCGUUGCUGUCCGCGGAGCCGCUGGGCCCGGCGCCGCGCGCGGGCGCCGCGCUGGACGCGCGCCAGUUCGGGCGCGCGCUGCUGCCGGGCGAGGGCGCCGCCAUGGCCGCCUUCGUGGCGGACGGCAAGCGCAUCCCGCGCCGCGGCGAGAUCGGGCUCACCUCCGACGAGAUCGCCUCCUACGAGGCCGUCGGAUACGUCAUGAGCGGCAGCAGACACCGUCGCAUGGAGGCUGUCCGUAUUCGCAAGGAGAACCAGAUUUACUCAGCAGACGAAAAGCGCGCCCUGGCCGCCUUCAGCAAGGAAGAGCGCGCGAAGAGGGAGAACGCCAUUCUCGCGCAAUUUAGAGACGUGUUGCAAGCCCGCGCCAGGGACCACCACUAGCGACAUCUACACCGGGAAACUAUAAUGUGACAAUAGAUGGCGCUGUUUAAAAUUUGCCUACUUAAUCGCAAAUAUUGCGGUGGCGUAGGUAAAGUUUAUUUAUCGGGAAAAGCGAUUCAAGAUAUUCAAUUUAGCCUUCCUUCUCUUGGCGUUAGCCCCGGUCACAUCCUCACGUUUUAACACGAAGCGACAUAUUGGAUCAUGAUUACACAUUACCUGUCCCUCACCACGGCGAGGAAACUAUAAUGUGACAACAGAUGACGCUUUCGAGAAUUAUCUACUUGAUGUGAAUUGGCAUGAUAGAUGGCCCUAUUUAUAAUGUAUCUACUUCAGUCCUAAACAUUUCGGUAGCGAAAUUAUAAAUUCUUAGUUUAAAUAACACUUAUAUUUGGUAAAAACGUUUCUUUCUUUAAUGGAGAAGAUGAUUUAAACUAUAGGCUUAUUACCUUGGGAUUCUUUUAGGCGAUGGGCCUAUCAUUAAGCCUAACUGCUGAACCGGGCCUAUCAGUCUUUCAAGACUGCGGGCUCUGUCUUCCCCGCAGGGGAUAGACGUGAUUAUAUAAUUGAAUGAAAGAUGAUUUAAGAUAUCAAUGAAGUGUAAAAUCAAGAUUGAUCAAAGGAGAGUAGCCGAAAAGUUUAAACUACAUAUAAUGUUUUAAAUGCCAUGUGGGGCUCUCCUGUAUAUAAAUGGUUUUGUCAAUGCAUUUGUAUAUAUAAGAAAAUAAUUGUUAAUAAUAUAAGUUAUCAUAAUAAAAAAUAAAUGUGUAAAUGAUUACCAAUAAUAAUAUUCGCUUUCAUUUCAUAGAAUUUUCAGAAAAUAUAAUUGGUUUAUGUUGAAGGUCUUCGUAAUAAGUGAGACAACAUCAAUUAUUUUACCAUUUAU